Drosophila gunungcola (fruit fly) is the source of this 2922-nucleotide messenger RNA. RefSeq names its product glucose dehydrogenase [FAD, quinone] (gene Gld). NCBI's taxonomy places the organism in Eukaryota, Metazoa, Arthropoda, Insecta, Diptera, Drosophilidae. The transcript is spliced from 4 exons. The record is from RefSeq and is a predicted model, not a curated record. Gene Ontology annotation, molecular function: flavin adenine dinucleotide binding; oxidoreductase activity, acting on CH-OH group of donors.
CGGUAACGCUCUGCGUCUGCGCGCAGUUCAUUCAAAGAAGUGAAGAGUCCGAGAGCCCAAGAAACCGCAUCCAGUGCAGUGCUCAAGAGGGUAACUCACAAAAACCCUAGAAGGCAGUGACCGAAAACUAUUGUGAGCCGAAGUCAGUGUUUUUUAAUGUUCAAUAAAAGCUGCUAAAGAAACGUUUAAGCUUAAUAGCACUCAAGUUUUUAUCGUCUUCGAGCCAUUGAGCAAUUCUCCCGGAGGCAUUUUCGUUAAGGAAUAAACACUUAAUUCAAUAUUUAAAACAUAAAAGGAAACCAGACACCAAACCACUGGACUCUACGAUCCCUACCAACAUGUCCGCCAGCCCCUCAUCCUGCGAUUGCUUGGUGGGCGUGCCCACCGGACCCACCCUCGCCUCCACCUGCGGCGGCAGCGCCUUUAUGCUGUUCAUGGGACUGCUGGAGGUGUUCAUCCGCUCGCAGUGCGAUCUGGAGGAUCCCUGCGGCCGGGCCAGCUCUCGGUUUCGAUCGGAGCCGGACUACGAGUACGAUUUCAUUGUCAUUGGCGGCGGCUCAGCGGGCUCCGUGGUUGCCUCUCGACUCUCCGAGGUGCCGCAAUGGAAGGUGCUGCUGAUCGAAGCCGGUGGCGACGAGCCUGUGGGCGCCCAGAUUCCCUCGAUGUUCCUCAACUUCAUCGGCAGCGACAUCGACUACCGCUACAACACGGAGCCGGAGCGGAUGGCCUGCCUGUCCUCGAUGGAGCAGCGCUGCUACUGGCCACGCGGCAAGGUGCUCGGCGGCACCUCGGUGAUGAACGGCAUGAUGUACAUCCGGGGCAACCGCGAGGAUUACGACGAGUGGGCGGCCCAGGGCAACCCGGGCUGGGCCUACAACGACGUGCUGCCGUUCUUCAAGAAGUCGGAGGACAACCUGGAGCUGGACGACGUGGGCACCGAGUUCCACGCCAAGGGCGGCCCGAUGCCCGUGGGCAAAUUCCCGUACAACCCGCCGCUGUCCUACGCCAUCCUGAAGGCCGGCGAGGAGCUGGGCUUCUCCGUGCAGGACCUCAAUGGCCAGAACUCCACCGGCUUCAUGAUUGCCCAGAUGACGGCCCGCAACGGCAUCCGGUACAGCUCGGCCAGGGCCUUCCUGCGCCCGGCCCGCAUGCGCAACAACCUGCACAUCCUGCUGAACACCACGGCCACCAAGAUCCUCAUCCACCCGCACACCAAGAACGUGCUGGGGGUGGAGGUCAGCGACCAGUUCGGCAGCAUGCGCAAGAUCCUCGUGAAGAAGGAGGUGGUCCUGAGUGCCGGAGCCGUCAACUCGCCCCAGAUCCUGCUGCUGAGCGGGGUGGGUCCCAAGGACGAGCUGCAGCAGGUGAACGUCCGGACGGUGCACCACCUGCCGGGCGUGGGCAAGAACCUGCACAACCACGUGGCCUACUUCACCAACUUCUUCAUCGACGACGCGGACACGGCGCCGCUCAACUGGGCCACGGCCAUGGAGUACCUGCUCUUCCGGGACGGCCUCAUGUCCGGCACCGGCAUCUCGGACGUCACCGGCAAGCUGGCCACCCGCUGGGCCGACCGGCCGGACCUGCCCGACCUGCAGCUCUACUUUGGCGGCUACCUGGCCAGCUGCGCCCGCACGGGCCAGGUGGGCGAGCUGCUCUCGAACAACUCCCGGGCCAUCCAGAUCUUCCCGGCGGUGCUGAGUCCCCGGUCGCGGGGCUUCAUCGGCCUGCGCUCCGCCGACCCCCUGGAACCGCCGCGCAUCGUGGCCAACUACCUGACCGAGGAGCGCGACGUGAAGACCCUGGUGGAGGGCAUCAAGUUCGCCAUCCGUCUGUCGCAGACCUCGCCGCUGAAGCAGUACGGCAUGCGGCUGGACAAGACGGUGGUCAAGGGCUGCGAGGCGCCCGCCUUCGGCAGCGACGCCUACUGGGAGUGCGCCGUGCGGCAGAACACGGGUCCGGAGAACCACCAGGCGGGCUCCUGCAAGAUGGGCCCCAGCCAGGACCCCCUGGCCGUGGUCAACCACGAGCUGCGGGUGCACGGCAUCCGCGGCCUGCGCGUGAUGGACACCAGCAUCAUGCCCAAGGUCACGGCCGGCAACACCCACGCCCCGGCCGUGAUGAUCGCCGAGAAGGGCGCCUACCUGCUGAAGCGGGCCUGGGGCGCCAAGGUCUGACGUGUGGAUGCGACGUGGACGUUGCAUAGAGUAAUUUGAGCCCCAGAGCCCCAGCGAAAUUACUGCGAGUAAAAUUUAAGCGAAAUUACACUUAAGGCCCCCCAUAUCCAAAUCCAAAUUCAACCUUUUCUAUUGCCAAUCUAAUCUAAUAUGGUAUUGUAUAAUCCAAUCCGAAGGCUUCUCACUCUAGGCACUCCGCGUUGCGCAAUCUCCACUAAAGUUCUGCAUAAGCUAACUGUUACAAGUAACUACUUUGACCCACUGAAUAUACAUAAAGUCGAACUUCUUUAACUGCACAUCAAACUACAAUCCACAACUAAAACUCGAUUAAAUUUACAAAAUGAAUGUAGCUUGAUUUGAUAAUUAUUCGAUUAUUAUCGUUGUUCAAUUACUUCAAAAAUUCGCCCAUAUAAAGCUUUAAUUGAGUUACAAAACGUUUGGCACACUUUGAGUUGGAUAAGUUUGACUACAUAGAUUUUGUUUAAUGUUCGCUUUGUAAUGAACGUUAAGUUGACCAAUUAAAAGCUACACUUAACCGACGCAGCUUAUGGGGACCCAUUGAACAGGUAAAUUUGGCGUGUCGUUCGUGGGUCAUUUAAACAACCCAAAACCUAAACUAUGUUAUUCUUGUGACCCAUUGAAAAUGUAAACUUCGUUUAUCGUUCACUUUGGUGUCCUAUAUUUCUGUAUACGCGUAUAUGGCAUGUAUUUAUUGUUCGAUUAAAGUGCAACAAUUUAGUUUAAA